Meloidogyne enterolobii is the source of this 421-nucleotide messenger RNA. NCBI's taxonomy places the organism in Eukaryota, Metazoa, Nematoda, Chromadorea, Rhabditida, Meloidogynidae. The record is from the annotation of a GenBank genome assembly.
UGAUUUACAUUUAUUUUAUGUUUUUCCUGUUACUCAAAAGGAUUUUUGUGAAAAAGGAGAUAUUAUUAUACCUAAUACAGAAGAUUUAAUUUGGAUGAAUCAGGGGAAGGCCGCAACAUCUGGUACGCCUAUGCUUUGCAAAUCUCAUUUAAAAAUACAAAUGGAAGAUGAUCCAGAAGAUUUGGUAUUUGAAGAGGGAAUGACUGACACUCCAAAUGCUAAUUAUUACCAUGAUAGUAACCUAGAAGUACAAUUUGAAAGAGAUGUUUUUGCUGGAGCGGAGAGGGCGAGGUUUUACUACGAGGUUACUGUAGUACGCGAAAAUCAACUCAAGACGGGCGCUGGUAAUUAUUUUUUUACCAUUUUGAAAUUUCUGUCUCUAGUUGACAUUUUGAAAUUUUUGGCUUUAUUGACAUUUUGA